AUGGCCCCUGGCAAAGACCGUCUCUACAUCGCGCUGUACCACCACAAGCGCGAAGGAGUGUACCAUUGGGCAUAUCUCGUAUCGCCCAAGUCCGCCCCUGACAGCCCUAACCGGACGGUGAAGUACCAUGUCACCAACGUCCUGCGGCCGGCGGAGGGUACCGUCAGGGAGGAAUGGCGGUACGAACGGCUGCCGUUGGCGGAAGUCAAGUCUCCCAGGCUGCUGGCCAGGCUGCUCGUCGGUAAAGUAGUGAGCUCGAGGGGAGAGCUGGACCGGUGCCUUGAUGGCGUCCCCGUCGUCCAGGAUGUGAGCGAGCGAGCCGCCGUGUGCUACCGUCUAAGCAGCUCGUCAGUCACCGACUGGGACGUCAUCGAAGCUGAGAGUCGGGCUUACGUCGAGAGGAAGAGAGACGAGGGACGCUUCAAGGUGGUCAUGGACUCGAUUCCAACUUACGACCUUGUGCAAAGACGAGAGAUCGUGCCUUAG
Molecule: messenger RNA, 486 nt
Organism: Arthroderma uncinatum
Lineage: Eukaryota; Fungi; Ascomycota; Eurotiomycetes; Onygenales; Arthrodermataceae
Exons: 3
Coding region: 1-486 (161 amino acids)
Source: RefSeq, a predicted model, not a curated record